Molecule: messenger RNA, 3404 nt
Organism: Mobula hypostoma (lesser devil ray)
Lineage: Eukaryota; Metazoa; Chordata; Chondrichthyes; Myliobatiformes; Myliobatidae
Gene: zdhhc12a
Product: zinc finger DHHC-type palmitoyltransferase 12a
Exons: 5
Coding region: 44-877 (277 amino acids)
Biological process (GO): protein targeting to membrane; peptidyl-L-cysteine S-palmitoylation
Cellular component (GO): Golgi apparatus; endoplasmic reticulum
Molecular function (GO): protein-cysteine S-palmitoyltransferase activity
Source: RefSeq, a predicted model, not a curated record
UAAGCAGAGGGCCGGUGAGUGGAUAGCCGACAUUUAGUCGGGAAUGUUCCGGAAGGUUCUCUCCGCCGGCUUCCUGGUGCGGGCCCUUCACGCGGCGCUGACAUGGGCGGUGACGUUGGUUCUCUUCCUGUACAACACGGAUCUGAGGCAGAGCGAAGAGCGUGGCGAGUUCCUACAACCAGUCACAUUUCUCCUGCUGGUUCUCUGCUCAAUGUUAUUGUACUUCAGCACUUCCCUCAUGGACCCAGGAUACGUCACAUUUGAUGAUGAACUAAAGGUACCUCGAUCAAAUCAGUGUGUUUGGAAUGAGAAGGAGAAGGAGCUAGAGCUGAUGGUGCCUGUGAUACAGAAAGCCCAGAGACUGAGGCGCUGCGGAUACUGUAUGGUCCAGCAGCAGCCCAUGAGGUCUAAACAUUGCCAGUCCUGUCAACACUGCGUGCGGCGAUAUGACCAUCACUGUCCAUGGAUUGAGAAUUGUGUGGGGGAGAGAAAUCAUCGCUUCUUUAUGCUCUAUCUGAUAAUGCAACUGACUGCCCUGAUGUGGGCUUUCCACAUUGCAUGGUCUGGAUUUUGUACUGAACCCAAAUGGAAAGACUGGCUCCGUGUCAACAUGUUCCUGCUGCUGGCAUUCAUCAUUAUCAUCAUUUUCACCGUGGUGGUUAUGCUGUUGUUGGUAUCACACUUGUAUCUAGUGUCCAACAACACCACAACUUGGGAAUUCAUGUCCCGCCAUCGUAUCUCUUACCUGAAACACUGCAGCUCAGAGGAAAACCCUUUUGACGAGGGCAUUCUUAGGAAUUUGUGGAUGUUUUUUUGCGUGUGUAAGACAGUUACAUGGGAAAAGGUUUAUUUUCGAGAGGACAAUGAGCAGGUUUAGAGAGUGGGUUUUCGUAAAUGUGUGAUCUCUACUCUAUUCAUUUUGGUUUUCUGCCUCACUGAGAUUGAGUCUGAAGAAAAUGUGAACAUUAUUUAUCAAAAACAAAGUGCUUUGUGUGAGAGAUUUUCUCCUUAACUGCCAGAGGCAAAUGGGAGAUAGAGGGCAAAAGGGAGGCAAGAUAAGUUGGUACAGCCAUUAUGGAAGUGGUAUGCAAGUUCUUUCCUCUUUCUACUCCAUCCCAAAUCCGAGUUUUAAUUGUGGCUCUAAUCAAUUGGGGGUGAGGUAAUGGGGUGAUGGUGGUGGGUUUGAAGGAACUGAAGUAGUUUUCCAUGGUCAAAAGUCACUCAUUACCAUUCUGAAUAGAUAUUGAGAAGGAUUAAGAGAAGAAAAAUUUAAAUUAGAAUUCUGAUUCUGUGUUCUGGAUACUUAUCACUGUUUAAGAUCAAUUAUUAAUGUUAAAGUAUACUGAUCCUUAUUUUAACAAAACAUUAAUACAAUAAUAUUUUUGAUACUUCAAUAUGGAUAUAUUGAAACAAUAACUUAUCACCAGUUUUCUAAUGGAUAAUUUUGCAGUCCAUAUCUAAAAUUUAGAUUGUAUCUGCAUUGAAUCAUUUUUAUUCCAGCAAGGAUUACUGUAUUAAUAUAUAAAUAUUUACAAUGUUAAGAACAUUCAAUUUUAGCAAAAAAACCUUUUCAUAAAAUAUUCCAAUGAUGCUUAUUACCCAAUCUUAAGUUUACAAAAUUCCUGUAAAUAUAUUUACCUAGGUGUACCAAAUUCUUCUGGACAGCAUCAGUAUUCAAAUUCUGCACAUUAUCAGAAAUCAGAACUUUCAUCAGCAACGGUUUCAUUUGGUAGAGGUAGCGGAUAUCAAGCCCGCCCCCCCCCCAAGUCAAUGAUCGUUAAGAUUGUGAAAUAUUCCUUCAUUGUGGUUCAGUACAAGUCCUGAAACAAACUACCUCACAGUACUAUGGGAGUAUUUUCAUUUUGAGAGAUUACAGAAGUUCAGAGCUGCCAAGAAAGGUCAAUAAAUGCAGACCUUGCUGGCAAUGCCCACAUCCUGAAUAAUGGACGUAUGAAGUCUUACACUUCAGUGCAAUACUUAUAGUUAUAUACUGCAUGAUGAAAUGCAAAAUUAAUGUUCCAUCCCCAAGAGGAUGCAAGAAACAACGGCAAUAAAUCGAAAGAGCAUGGGGAAGUGGGGGGGGGGGGGCGGUGAUCAGAAAGCCAGCACAUCACAUCUGAACCAAUUAUGAACAAAAUAUAAGCCCAGUAUUGUUGCAUGGCCAUUUGUGGAAUCAAUCAUCUUGUUUCUUACAAUGCAACAGUGACCAUACUUCUAAUGUACUUCUUUGCGGUAUAGCUUGUCAUGAAUAGAGAAAUAGAGAAAUGUAAAUGAAAGUUUUUCUUAAAAUAAUUUCAACCAUCAUAAAUGGAAAGUGGGGAGAAAAAGGAAUUAUUUAUUUAUGAAGAUUGUGUUCUCGUCUGUAGCUAGUCCAAACACUAAUUCCUAUUGAGAAUGCUGGUCAUCCAAGAAAUUCUGCACACGUACCAAACCAAUCAUGCAGUUACUGCUGCCAUGGAGUGCAAAGUACAAGUAACUGAAUGAUCUUGGCUGUGAUUGCAAUCCAAAACCUUCUAGCUCUGAGCACUAUUCAACCUAACCAAUUUAUCCCAAUCCUACAGCAUUUGUUCCACUCCUGGUAACAUUGGUUACAUCUGCCCCAACAGAAUAAACUUCUACAACAAGAUUAUAUGUGUCAAGUUCCUGCACAGCCGAGUCCCAAACUACUUGUGAUGUCUUUAGACCUACAAUAUGCACUGCAAAAUUUCAAGCACAAUUGAUCAGAUUUAUCAUCUGAUAUCAGAUACCAGGGUGAUGGUGACUGCUUUUCUCCAGAAGUAAUGAAUAUAAACAUUUUAGUGCAAAUACGAAUUUUAUGUACAAGAAAGCAAGCCUCCUGUGAAAUUGUACGGAUGGAAGACCAGGGUUCACAGAGGAAACUGAAAUGCAACUGGGGACAAAUUGCCACUGAGAAGCAGCAUUACUUAUUGCCUCCACAGACAGAAAUGCAAGUAAUGCACAGAAUUUUGGUGCUGAUUUAAUCUCGUGUUCCGUAUAACUGUUUUAUUUCUUCUGUUGAUUUAACAAUAUAAUCUCCAAAUAUACUUUAAUUCUGCUACAAGAGCAGGGGAAUUGUAUUUCAAUGCCUGUAAUUAAAUUGCAUCCAUCAAGAUUGAGGCAUGUUUGAUAUACUGAAAAAUGGAGCAUAUAACUGGUAAAACAGGUUAUAGUAAUCUGGCAGAGAGCAGGAAUUUAAUCUACAUUGAAUUUAGACAGCUGGACUGUACUGGGAAUUUAUAAGUCUUUACCAUUAAAUAAUAGUAUGUUACUGUACAUUUUCCACAACUUGAUACUUUAAUAAUUUUCUUAAAAGGUUUCUGAACAGACCAAUUUCAUUAAAAUAUUCAGCUUAAUUUUGGAUUAGAAUCUGUUCUGUGCCUCAAAUCAUCAACACUUGGAAAAAU